AUUGCUAAAUUUCUUAAUUUUAAUUUUAAUAUCACUGAAGAUGUCGAAUUUAAAUGACUCUAAAUUAAACCUCACUCAAACUUCAUUGCUGUUUGAUCGAGAUGCACCAGUGAAGACAUUUUUGACUGUGACCCCAUGUGUUAUUUUCCUCUAUGUCAACGGGGUCAUGCUUUACACCUUGAGGAAAAAGGCUGUUUUCCAGGAGACGUCUCGCUACAUUUUGUUCGGUCACAUGCUUUGGCUUGACACGCUCAAUCUGUUUAUGAGUGUAGUGCUGUUUGUUUGUGCAGUUAGUAGGAUUUUUAUUAUGAAAAAUGUCUGUCUCAUUCUUUUGGUUGCUGCAACGGUUCUUUUUCAGGUUUCAACCCUAAAUCUGGCUUUAAUGUCACUGGAAAGAUAUGUGGCCAUAUGCUUUCCUCUCAGGCAUGCAGAUUUCACCACUUAUAAAAAAACUAAAAUGGCCAUUGCUGUUGUCUGGAUGAUAGGGUUAAGCCAAUGCUUGUCAGAAAUUAUUAUCUUCUGUACUAUUGAUUCAACAAACACGGCAAUGAAUUUGUUCUGCUCAAGAACAACUCUUUUCAGACAGCAGGUAUAUAAAACACUGGAUAUAGCAUUCACUUGUAUAUAUUUUGUGACGGUGUGUUUUACUAUAAUAUUUACUUAUGCCUCUAUUGCAGUUGUGGCUAAAACAGCCUCCUGUGAUAGGAUGUCAGCUAAAAAAGCCAAUAAGACUGUACUUUUACAUCUAAUACAAUUGUGUCUUGGUUCUGUAUCCCUUUUAAUUGGUGUCAUCCAAGAGGCCAUGUAUGUUUAUAUUGACUAUAUGACUAUGGUACACAUAAUGUAUUUUUGCUUUGUGGUCUUUAUAAUUUUCCCAAAAUGUCUAAGUCCUCUUAUAUAUGGCCUGAGAGACCAAGCUUUUAGCUGUUUAUUUAAAUACUACUUCACGUUUGGUCUCAAAAGGCAAAAUAGUUGUCAUACAGAGAAACAUUUAGUUUCAGAGGAUGUAAAGAACAAUCUUACACAUAAUUUUCUCAUAGCUACAUAA
This is a messenger RNA of Paramisgurnus dabryanus, 1048 nucleotides long. RefSeq names its product odorant receptor 131-2-like. Gene Ontology annotation, molecular function: G protein-coupled receptor activity; odorant binding; olfactory receptor activity. Gene Ontology annotation, biological process: detection of chemical stimulus involved in sensory perception of smell; G protein-coupled receptor signaling pathway. The record is from RefSeq and is a predicted model, not a curated record. NCBI's taxonomy places the organism in Eukaryota, Metazoa, Chordata, Actinopteri, Cypriniformes, Cobitidae. Gene Ontology annotation, cellular component: membrane.